Cyprinus carpio (common carp) is the source of this 2107-nucleotide messenger RNA. Its product is annotated as beta-1,3-galactosyltransferase 1-like. The record is from RefSeq and is a predicted model, not a curated record. Gene Ontology annotation, molecular function: N-acetyl-beta-D-glucosaminide beta-(1,3)-galactosyltransferase activity. NCBI's taxonomy places the organism in Eukaryota, Metazoa, Chordata, Actinopteri, Cypriniformes, Cyprinidae. Gene Ontology annotation, cellular component: membrane.
UGACUAAAGUGUGUACAGUGUGUUUAUCUAAAGGAGAUUAACAGGCUUUCAAAUGUAUUUUCAAAUUGUUUGGUUAGUAUAAUGUUAGGUUUGUACACGUCAGUCAGCUGAUGCCUAUUUUGCGUUAUUAGUAUAACAACUCACAAAAAAAUGUUUACAACCAUAAAAACUACCCCCCCCCAUCUUCAGCAAACACCUGUAUGAGGUGGGAGGGGGCGGAGCCACCUAUAAUUCUACAGGCUUCACCUCUCAGGUUUUCAGCUAAAAGGGCUAUUGAUUGCCCUGAAUCCAGAUGCACACAUAUCAAGACAUGGAGGUGAAACUUUCCAACAGAAAUGGAUGGAAGAGUUUGGGUCCGGACACGGCUCCACACAGGUGUCACAUUAAGACAGGAUUCAUUCUGCUACUUGCAUUGGUGUUCUUACUGACUGUCGUUACUUAUGUCUCUGAAUUCUCUCUCAAGACCGCUUUGCUAACUGACACCUUUUAUGAAAAAGUGCUAAAUCAGACACGCUCCUAUUAUGUUGUGAUUGAAUACCCAUCUGCCAGUGAAAAUCCAACUAUAUUUUUAGCACCCAACAGAGUCCAACAGAGUCCUACACAAACCACAGACAUUUCAGUGCAUCAUCAUGUAGCUCAUCCAAGCAACUAUCAUUUCAUUCUGGAUGAACCUGAUAAAUGUAGUCAGUUGGAUCCAUUCCUGGUCUUGAUGGUCCCUGUGGCUCUCCAUCAGGUAGAUGCUCGUAACGCCAUCCGGAGCACAUGGGGGAAUGAGAGCUCAGUCCAGGGAAAAGCAGUGCUGACUCUGUUCUUUGUGGGUUUGACUGGAGGACCUGAAGCUCAACAGCAGCUGGAGGAAGAGAGCCGACAACACAGAGAUUUAGUGCAGAGCAACUUUGUAGACUCCUACUUUAAUCUGACCAUAAAGACAAUGGUGAUCAUGGACUGGUUGGCCACCCGUUGCCCUCAAGCAUCAUAUGCUAUGAAGAUUGAUUCUGACAUGUACUUAAAUGUGGAGAACCUGAUGAGCCUUCUAUUGGCACCCAACACACCCAGACAGAACUACAUUACAGGCAAUUUGAUGUGGGACCGGCCUGUCAUCAGAAACAAAAACUCAAAAUGGUACGUAGCAGAGGAACUGUACCCUGAACCGAAAUACCCCAUGUACCUGCUUGGAAUGGGAUAUGUUUUCUCCAAUGACCUGCCAGAAAAAAUAGUUGAGGCUUCCAAGAAAGUAAAGGCCUUUAACAUUGAGGACGCAUAUGUGGGUGCUUGUCUGAAACAGUUAGGCAUUGCACCCUCAUCUCCCCCAGACCCUUCACAGUUUAGAGCCUAUCUGGGACAAUAUAAGCGAGAGGAUUUUCUUAGAGUUAUUACAACAAUCCUGGGAUCCCCGCAGCAGCUAAUAGACAUUUGGAAGGAUGUAAAGAGGCCCACAUAAAAGGAAUCAAAUUGGGAUACAUUAGUGGUUGCCUUUAUUUGAUUAAUAAAAGAUUGUUAUGCUACACAGAGAAUGGCAGACACAAUCAGAGAACUAAAGACAAAAAAAUAAAUAAAAUGCUAAUUUUUUUUUUUUUUUUUUUGCUUUUAGAAUAUUUAUUUAUAUUUAGUUACCGAUUUGAAAUAAAACAUGUAAAUAUUAUUUAAUUGCUGUCAUUUCCAGUUCUGCCACAACUCAAGUGUUAACAAGGUCACAUUGAAACCUUCAACUUGUAUUUUGCAUAUGCAAAUAAGUUGGUAAGGUGAGGUGGCCGUUUUCAGACUAUAAUAAUGCCACAGAUCUUCAAGACAUUUAGACAUUAUAUUUAGAACCAUCUGAAAUACUAAGUUAUCUCAAAGUGAUUAUUGGCAUUUUUUUUAGUCCCAGUUAGCAUCAGAAACACAACUUAAAACUUUUGCAGAUGGAGGAGAAUGAAUGAAAGAUGGGUGUUAACAUGAUCCUUUUGAGUAGCAAACUGAUUCUGGAACUUUGCCAGCUCACUGUGACACACUCCACAGCCUCACCAGGUGUUUCUAAAGGAUCUAAUAGGUCAAAGAAAUGACAAGGAGGAGCUCAGAUACAGCGACUCUGAGAUAUACAAGAUCGCUGUUACUCUCAAGACAAGGU